AUGAGAGAGGUACACGUCAACAAUUACAAGUACGAAGAUGAAUUGGAAUUUUUCAUCCAGCUACUGAACAAAACUGCUCUUCAGGAGAUCGGUGCAAGAGAUACUGUUAGAAUCGAAAAUCCUCCGCUUGAUUCGCCGACAGAAGAGGAAGUGGCCGAUGAUGUGAUCCGAGUUGAUGUGAGGCACUCCCAAUCAAGUGCGUUAAAGAAGCUGCAUGACAUCAUCGUUUCUCCUAUUGCUGAUCUGAUCGAAGGCAACGAGCAAACAUUCGUUCCUGAGGGGCCAUUUUGUCUUGUACCUCUUGCAGCGUUGCAGGACUCGGACUCAUCGUAUCUAAGUGAUUCUUUCAGAAUUCGUGUGCUUCCCUCUCUGACGACGUUGCAACUAAUUCAUGAUUGUCCAGCUGACUUUCACAUGAAGACAGGAGCAUUGCUUGUCGGCAACCCAUGUUUCAAAGAUCAGGGAAGACGUUUAGUGCAACUUACAGGAGCAAGGAAAGAAGUGGAGAUGAUCGGACGUAUCCUUAAUGUCUCUCCCCUCAUUAGAGAAAUGGCAACAAAACAUGAAGUCUUGAAACGAAUAUCAUCAGUGGCGUUAGUUCACAUAGCAGCGCACGGUAAAAUGGAAACUGGAGAAGUUAUCUUGGCGCCAAACACCACAAGAGAAAACCCUCAGCCGCAAGAAAAAGACUAUCUACUGACGAUGAAAGAUGUGAGAGAAGCUGGGAUGCGAGCACGUCUGGUUGUACUUAGCUGCUGUCACACUGCUCGUGGGGAGGUCAUGGCUAAGGGUGUGGUCUGCAUGGCGCGUGCACUUUUGGAUGCCGGUGCUAGAUCUGUUGUGGUAACCUUGUGGGCGAUUGGCGACGAGGGGACCCUGGAGUUCAUAAGUUUCCUUUACGAUGCACUUGCCAAAGGCAAGAAGGCAAGUGAAGCUCUCAAUCAGGCCAUGAAGUGUAUGAGAGAAAUUGAAAAGUUCAAGGAGGUGAUUCACUGGGCACCAUUUGUACUCAUUGGUGACGACGUCAACCUGGAUUUCAAGGAUAUUUAGAAGCUGUAGUAAGUAGAUACUUUUUUUAUACAUUCUGUUCAAUACAAAGUUGCAUUAAAUCAGAAUUAUUGCUUAUGUGUGAGCACUGAUACUUUCGUAUGAUUUUCCUUUCAGUUGGGUUACGAAUUUAUUUUUCGCUCCGGCAAAUUGAGAUGCAUUACAACCAAGUGGACACGUUUACGAUGAUAUCAUUUUUUUUAGGAAACAUGAUAGGAGUAAAACAGCAAAUUAGUUAAGGUUAUCACAUGAUUUCGAGUGCAAUUUGGAAUAAAUAAGCACAAGUAAAUUUUUUUUAAGACUAACAAAAUUGCAUGAGCCCGUAGGGUGAGUGCAAUUUGUGGUCUUUGAAAAAAUUAACGAGUGCUUAUUUAUUCCAAAUUGCGCCAGAAAAAUCAUGUGGUUACGUAUUAAUAAUAUACAUUGAAAAAUGCGAGAUAGCUUAUCAUAAUUACACAGAAGCAAAGUGCGCAUAUCAAGUGCAAAAAUAAUCUAUUUAAACCCUGCAAGUGACAUUGUGCGUUCGGUCAAAACAACCGCGUACGAUCAAAACAAUAACAUAUAAUCAUAUUUUCACAUCUUUAAGGCGCAAAAAAGCUCAAAUUCCAGCUAAACAGUUCAAGGAACUGUUCAGUCUCUGUCCGAAUCACUUUCGAUGAAAUGGAAUCGUCGUUUCCGAGGUUUAACCAUGUUUGUUUAUAGUUUCGGCGUAGAAUCGCUCGAGUUAAGCGUUAAACUGGGUCGGCUCGUAAUUUUCGAUUUCCCUGGCAGCUCCCUUCUCUGAUCACUACUUUUUCCAAACUGACAACCAAAGAGCAAUGCUUUUUACAGUGUUUUCGUUGUUGGAGCUGUUUUUCAGCUGCUGUAAGAUGCCGGCUAUUGUUUUGAUCGCAGAUUUUCAGCGUAUCCAAAUGUUGCGACAUCAAAGGCUCGCACUUGAUAGGCUAUCUGUGAGUUUCUUUGUUUAAUGACCAAUCAGAAUGUCUGGUUUGUUAUACUUCUUUGCACUGAAUUAACCCUCUUCUGCACUGAAUUACCUGAAAACUGCAUUUAUCUUAACCAAUCAGAACUGAGUAUUUUUUAAAUUUAUAUUAUUAGUUUUAAAACAAUCUAGUUAUGCAAUGCAUCGUUUCAUGUGCUAGAAAAUAUUUCAUGGAAACUCGACUAUCCUCCCUAAACUGAUUCUUUUAUUUUUCAGCUAAGGCAGUGAGCAUUGGAAUCCCAGAGUGUUUUCGGAUACCUACAAACGCUAAUAUUUGGACCAGAAACCAGUGA
Pocillopora meandrina is the source of this 2322-nucleotide messenger RNA. The record is from the annotation of a GenBank genome assembly. NCBI's taxonomy places the organism in Eukaryota, Metazoa, Cnidaria, Anthozoa, Scleractinia, Pocilloporidae.